AUGACGGGCGGUCACAGUCCGCGCGCGCCCGCCACCCUCCACCCACGCGGCUCCACACCCCUGGCCUUUCUUACCGCCUCGACUAACAACCCUGCCACCGCCACUACUACUGCUACACUACCACCGCUGCCCAUUGACGAUGACGACGGUGAGGCCACGGACAGGUGCUGCUGUCAUCGCCUUUUUGUUUCCUUGAUGGUCAGUCAAGGAGUCUGUCUGAAGAUGAAGAUGCACCAGGACACCACCAGCCUUUUGUACUCGCCCCCCGCCUCUCUUCCUCACCAGCACACCAAGUCUCCACCACUGCUCGCGGGUACCCCCCUUACGCCAAUCACAGCUCUGCACGUCAGUACCACCACGUCGCGUCCAAGAACGACAUGCUUUGCACACCUUCAGACGACCAACGACCUUUUCUCUCGCACGCGCGGUAGCCUGCACGACACAACUCACUCGACUCGCUCUCUCCCACUCUGCCCCUCCAACCCCCCCAAUUGCCCCCCUCCCCAAACUGUUGACCGAGCGCUCGCAUCACCCGCACAAGGCCCCAGCACGGACACGACGCGUGAAAAUGUGACUCGGCAUGAUGCGAACGCCAAUGGUCUGCAGGAACACACGGCCUUUUUUUGUUGUGAUUUUUUUUCUGUUGGAUUGUGA
Molecule: messenger RNA, 654 nt
Organism: Bipolaris sorokiniana ND90Pr
Lineage: Eukaryota; Fungi; Ascomycota; Dothideomycetes; Pleosporales; Pleosporaceae
Exons: 1
Coding region: 1-654 (217 amino acids)
Source: RefSeq, a predicted model, not a curated record